GCCAACUGUUGCUGCUGCCAGCUGCACGGUGCCACCUCUGGCCCCCAUUGAUCCCUGUGUCCUCCUUGGUGACAGCCGCUAACUAUGGGGAACCAGUGCCCUGGCUCUGUGUCCCGCACAGAGCAUAAUGCAAAAUAUAACCGGGUACACUUAUACUCUGAGCUGGAGGAGGAACAUAUCGGUGCCCAGGCAGCACCAAAGCCUGCUCCUGAACAGGGACGAGGUUCAGGAGAACCAAAGAAAUACGAUCCAACUUUCAAGGGCCCUAUACAUAACAGAGGCUGCACAGACAUCCUCUGCUGUAUCCUGAUUGUUCUGGCCAUUAUAGCAUAUGUAGCGGUGGGAAUUGUGGCCUGGACCUAUGGCGAUCCACGGAAGGUUAUAUACCCUACUGACAGCAAGGGACAGUUCUGUGGACAAGUCGGCACCCCCAACGAAAAGAAACCUUUCUUGUUCUAUUUCAACAUCAUGAAGUGUGCGAGUCCACUCGUCCUCCUGGAGUUCCAGUGUCCAACCACUCAAAUUUGCGUGGAGAAAUGUCCGGACAGGUUCCUCACCUACCUGGCGGUGGCUACAGCUCAGGAGAAUUUUAAUUAUUAUAAGCAGUUCUGCAGAGAAGGAUUCAAUGACUUCUCCAAGAGUCCUGUGGAAGUGCUGAGAGAUAGAGAUUGUCCAGCUAUGAUUACACCAAGCAAGCCAUUCACCAGAAGGUGUUUCCCAGCCCUUAAUGUAAACAAAGGGGUGGUCAUGGUUGGGAAUUCAACAACGUUCGAUGAUGGAAGAGAUCAAAAACAACGUAAUGUGUCUGACCUGUUGGAAGGAGCCAAAAAGGCCAAUGUGGUGCUGGAGGCCCGGCAGGUGGCUAUGAAGAUAUUUGAGGACUACACCGUUUCGUGGUACUGGAUAAUCCUAGGUCUUGUCAUCGCCAUGGUAAUCAGCUUGAUAUUUGUGGUAUUACUGAGGUUCCUGGCUGGAAUUAUGGUCUGGGUGAUGAUCGUUUUGUUGAUUGCCGUCAUGGGUUAUGGAAUCUUCCACUGCUACAUGGAAUAUGCUCGAUUGAAGGGUACAGCCGGGUCUGAUGUCAAAUUGACGGACAUUGGGUUUCAGACAGAUGUUCGGGUCUAUUUACACCUACGGCAGACUUGGCUGGCAUUUAUGAUUAUUCUGUGCAUUAUGGAAGUGGUUGUCAUCUUGCUGCUGAUAUUCCUCCGGAAGAGGAUCCUAAUUGCCAUUGCACUUAUCAAAGAAUCUAGCAGGGCGGUCGGACAUGUUAUGUGUUCCUUGGUUUUCCCUCUCUUUACCUUCACACUGAUUUGUCUCUGCAUCGCCUACUGGGCCAUCACCGCAGUCUUCCUCUCCACCUCCAGUGAGGCAGUCUAUAAGAUUUUUAAUGAAACGCAAUGUGAUUUUGCUGGCAAAACCUGUAACCCCGAGACGUUCAACACCACCAACAUUACCCGCUCAUGUCCAGAUGCCAGCUGCCAGUUUGCUUUCUACGGUGGCGAGACCUAUUACCAUAAGUACCUGAUCAUCUUCCAGGUCUACAAUGCGUUCAUGUUUCUCUGGCUAGCAAACUUCGUCAUUGCGCUGGGUCAGGUGACUCUGGCCGGGGCUUUUGCCUCCUAUUACUGGGCCUACAAGAAACCAGACGACAUGCCGGCCUUUCCCAUCUUCUCUUCCCUGGGCCGUGCUCUCAGAUAUCACACAGGGUCUCUGGCGUUCGGGUCCCUUAUCCUAGCGAUUGUACAGCUGAUUCGGAUCAUGCUGGAAUACCUGGACCACAAACUGAAAGGGGCGGAUAAUAAGUGUGCUCACUUCCUCCUGUGCUGCCUGAAGUGCUGCUUCUGGUGUCUCGAGAAGUUCAUCAAGUUCCUCAACCGCAAUGCUUACAUCAUGAUUGCUAUAUACGGCACCAAUUUCUGCACAUCGGCUCGUAAUGCCUUUUUCCUGCUCAUGAGAAACAUUGUUCGCGUUGCCGUCCUCGAUAAAGUCACCGACUUCUUGCUCUUCCUAGGGAAAUUGCUGGUGGUGGGCUGCGUGGGAAUCCUUGCUUUCUUCUUCUUUACUCACCGCAUCCGGAUUGUGCAGGACACAGCCCCGACUCUGAAUUAUUACUGGGUACCUAUCCUGACGGUGAUCGUUGGCUCAUACCUGAUUGCACACGGCUUCUUCAGUGUGUACGGGAUGUGUGUGGACACACUUUUCCUGUGUUUCUGUGAAGAUUUGGAGAGGAAUGAUGGCUCCUUGGAGCGGCCAUAUUACAUGUCCCCGGAACUCAGCCACAUUCUGCUCAAAAAAGACCAAGAGCUCUCCAAAUCCGGCGAGAGCCAAAGCUGAAACUACAGCGGUUGCAGUAACCUUUCCUUCUUCUACUGAAACCUCUAACACCUCUUCUGUAUCUCGUAUCCCGAAAUGAGACCAGUGUGUAUUGAGACCAGGGCACAUCAAGGUGCUCAUAGGUCCAUCAGUGUGUGACAGACCGUGGCCUUAACCGAGCUGGUUAUUUAUAGCCGGGGCCUGCUAGAGCCUUCAGGCAACUAAGGGUUAAUCUCUCGCUCUCCAUGUGCAUACAGGACACCUCAUGUAUGUAACCUGCCAACACCCAGUGCCUUGUUUUAACUAUUGCAUGACCUGCUCUCAUAUUUAAUAUGCCCCUCUUUAUGUUUCUUGAAGAACCUCUUCUCCCUUUACCACCCCCUCCCCGAGCCUCUCUCAUGUGUCCCCUCAUUCCCUUCUGCACAGUGGAAGAUUUAGAACGGAACGACGGAUCCACAGAGAAACCUUUUUACAUGUCCACCAACCUACAGAAAUUACUGAAUAAAAAGAACAAAGACCAGACUGAGAAAUGAUUUCUCUUCAUAGCACCACCUCUUACACCUGCAGGACAGUCCCUGAAUUAAAGGUGGACGCUUUGUGUA
Messenger RNA from Pseudophryne corroboree (corroboree frog), 2918 nucleotides. It is a transcript of the gene SLC44A2, whose product is annotated as solute carrier family 44 member 2 (CTL2 blood group). The record is from RefSeq and is a predicted model, not a curated record. NCBI's taxonomy places the organism in Eukaryota, Metazoa, Chordata, Amphibia, Anura, Myobatrachidae. Gene Ontology annotation, molecular function: transmembrane transporter activity. The transcript has 22 exons. The coding region runs from base 85 to 2337 and encodes 750 amino acids. Gene Ontology annotation, biological process: transmembrane transport.